Molecule: messenger RNA, 318 nt
Organism: Strongylocentrotus purpuratus (purple sea urchin)
Lineage: Eukaryota; Metazoa; Echinodermata; Echinoidea; Camarodonta; Strongylocentrotidae
Product: craniofacial development protein 2-like
Exons: 1
Coding region: 1-318 (105 amino acids)
Source: RefSeq, a predicted model, not a curated record
AUGCUUAUAACAUCAUCUGCAAACAGAAGUUCAGCCGGAGCUGCAAUAGGAGGUGUGGGAUUACUACUAAGUCCCAGUGCAUAUGACUCCCUAGCUAGCAUGAGAUCACAUUCUGACCGAAUACUCGUCGCAAACUUUCAAGGAAACCCUGCAACUACAGUCAUUACAACUUAUUGCCCAACCAACGUAGUGAACGAGGAUAUCAUUGAAGGACACUACAACAAUUUAAGAAGAGCAAUUGACUCCAUACCAGCACACAAUGUUCUUCUUGUGGUUGGAGACUUCAAUGCCAGAAUUGGACCUGAGGACAGAUGCUAA